This is a messenger RNA of Dreissena polymorpha, 7504 nucleotides long. RefSeq lists its product as uncharacterized. The record is from RefSeq and is a predicted model, not a curated record. NCBI's taxonomy places the organism in Eukaryota, Metazoa, Mollusca, Bivalvia, Myida, Dreissenidae. Gene Ontology annotation, molecular function: nucleic acid binding; zinc ion binding. Bases 2987 to 7504 code for a protein of 1505 amino acids. The transcript has 3 exons.
ACAGGGUUGAAAUAUUCAUUUCACGGAUUCUGUUCAUGUGUUCUGUUUUAAAUGUUAUUAUUUCCAUAUAACGCAUUGUGUUUACCUGGGUUACUUAUUAAGCUGUGCUCCUGUGGCCAGUCUUAGAGUUAAAGUCAGUCAAGCAUGUGAGUUACACAUGUCCAGUUUAUAUAAUUGUUCAGUCAGGCUUGACCAGUUAUUUUCCCGCCCUUUCCUUUGUCUUCUGGUCACUUCUAACUUGAACACAGAGCUGUACACGUCUACUUUUAAGAUGUACAUUUAUAGUACAGAGUUGCCAUUACUUCAAUAUAAGGUUAGUUCUAUUUCUACCUGUUUGCAUUUACUCUUUCUUGUAUUUGCAUUGAGUUGUAUUUAUGUUGUGAGUUGAUAUAACUCAUAUUUGAUAAGUAAUUAGGUUAAAUUCAGAAAAGCAGCAUUGCCAUCCUAAACGUGCUAACGAUUCCUAUAAUUCACAGUUUCCCAUACUCUUCACAUGUAUAAUCUUAUUUGCAGCAGUAGCACAGCACCCGCAGAGAAUUGUAUACGAUUGAGAGAGAGUUCCGUACACAUUCCACAAAUGUGACAUGGAAUUCGUAUAAUAAUAAAGACGAAUACAACAUAUAUUCGGGUGGUUAUUUUGAGCCGGGUACUGCCCGUUUAUAUUUGGCGCCCAACGUGUUUUGCGGACCCGAGAGGAGGAAGGCGGCCCGUGGAAAGCGGAGAAGUCGUGGAAGGGUCGUUGAGGACUGAGCGUACGUAGGAAGAGUCUUAUUGGACGGGUCGUUGAGGACGUAGCGGAAGUGGGAGUCGUUUAACCGUGUAUUUAGAACAUUUCCGAGGAUUUAUAGUGCAAUAUCGUGUACCUACCGUGUGGACAAUUGUGAAGUGGACAUCUUUAAAUAGUUAUCGUGUAUCAUAUUCAGACUUUUAAUCAUUUGUGGCCUAUAUUCAUCAUAUGUGUAUUCUUCACCUUUCUUCGUAACCGUGAGUAUAUGUAUGUGAGUGAGAGAGAGAAUAUAUUAUUUGUUUACCUAAUAUAAUUGAUUGCUCUAAUUACUUGGUGACGGUUACAUCUUUAUAAGAUCUAUUCUUCAUCCUUUAUCAACAGUUACUAAAAACAUUGAAAUGCUGCUAUUUUGAAUUUAUUCAUAAAGUGAUUAUAAAUUCAUUAAUUUUGUAACCAACUCAUUGCUAUCCCUUUAACCUCUUUAUUCUAUAAAUUCUCAUAUAAUCCCUUUCCCAGUGUCCAUACCUUUAUCCAGCCCUUUUACAUUUUGGCCUUAAUUCUAUUUAGUCCAUUGUAUUCCAUUUUAUUACUGUGUGAGUGUUUGUUUUGAUUUGCUGCAUUCCUGAGUUUAUGCAUUGCUAACAGUACAUCAGGUUACACUUGUUCACCUUGAUUAUACAUGAUUUGGUUUUGAUUGGAUAUAGAAUUCCCUAAUUUGCAUACUGAGUUUGGAUAUCAUCGCUUCCUUGGUUUUCAUUGGUUGACACAUGACUGAAUUUUUUUCACUGACAGACCAUGUGACUACUAUUUUACCUUAUAUGGAAGUUGUAGUAGAGUAGUAAUUCUCAACACAGUGUAGUAGUAUAUGUACAUGUAGGUAAGGUCUGUUUUGGACAGAUGUCUCCCGUGUGAGCUGAUAUCAGGUAAAUCUGUUUACACAUUUGUGGUCGGCUUCUUUGGUUGUUAUUUUAGUUAAUUUGAUUUGUCUCAGGGCAUUGCAUUUUUAUUUUGGCGUUUAAUAUUUCUGAAGUUAAUACUUAUAACACAGUGUAGGUUGAGUGAUUUGAAUUAAAAUACUUGGUGCAAUUUAUUCAUUUGAAUUUAAUUUGAAAUUAUUUUGAACACUUAUUUAAACUUCUUUAUUUUUUUGUGAAAUAUUUUCAUUUAUUAUUGAUACUUAGGUUUGAUUUGAAAUAUUUGGUUUUAUUUAUAUUGUAUUAUUCUAAGUUGGACUUUGAUUUUUAGGUUCUUCCUUGCAGUUUACGGAUGGAAAUACUUAGUUAAUUUCAUUUCAUAUCUUAUUUGGAAUUAUUCUUGGACAUUUUGGAUAAUUAAUUAUUUUCAUGUACAUUGCAUUCCAUUUACACAUAGUGUGUUGAAGUUCUGUUUGAUAUAGGUGAUUGAAGUUGUGCAUGUUUAGUUGUGACUUAAGUUGACGCAAUAGUGUGUUAGCUUGUUCUUGUACUUUGGAGUCUAUUUUUCAGUUCAUUCAAUUUUGGGUUUGUGCUUUUGUGACCGAAUUAGUUUGAACGUUGCUGAAAUUGUGUGAAAGUGCAUCACUGUUCAUACUUUGAAGUUUGAAUUUGAUGUUUUGUUUUAGUUGUGAUACUUGAUUGAUUGGUUCAUUGUGGGUCAAUUAAUUUACUUGUAUCUUAACUUUAUUUUUUUUUAUACUUUGUGAUAAUAUUCUUAGUCCAGGAUCCGUUUGCGCACAAGUGAUUUAUUUAUUAUUCAUUAUACUUGGUGAUUAUUGAUUGACUUUCAGACAGUGCAAAAGUGAUUUAACUGGUGUUUUCACUUAUUGAAUUUGAUUUAAAGUGGAUUCAUUUGUUUGUACUUAUACUUUGAAUUGAUUUUAUAGAAGUUCACUUUGAAUUGCAACUUAAUUAGUCUUUGAGGAUUUAUUUGGUUGAACUUAAGGUUGAGUUGAUGCAAUACUGACUUAACUUUAUUAUUUUUUUUAAUUAAUAAUUAGAAUUGGAAGGUGUUUGUUUGUUGUUUUAUUGGCAGCAACUUUGAAUUUUGGGUAGCAUUUAACUGACUUUGAACUUUAUUUGGUCUAAGCUAUAUUAUACUAUGUAUGUUGGAAGAGAUUAGUGUUUCUUUGAAACACAAUAUACUUGGAAGGGUUAUCAUUAUUUCUUCGGAAACUAUUGACUUUGAAGUUGACAUGAAUUGAUUAUUUGACAGAAUUAAUUAAUUGAUUAAUUGAUAGGUUGCAUUAAAUCACUGAUAAUUGAAAGUUGAAUUUGAAGUUAAAUGAACAUGGCAUCAAGUGAAGGGAAGAUUAUGGAGACUGUUCAAGAAGAAGGAGGUCAGGAUAUUACAGAGGAAGAUAGGAAAUUGCUUGAAGCAUUUAAGAAGCUUGAUGUUAAGCCUGAAAUUGAAAAUACAGAAGACUUAAUCAAAUUUAUGUCCACAUAUAGAUGUCGGAAAAAGGCUGAAGAUAGGUAUAGGUCAGCUGAUACUUUAAGAUAUGUUGAGGACAGAAGACACUUUGAAGACAGAAGACACUUUGAGGACAGAAGAACCUUUGAGGAAAGAAGAUAUGGGGAUGACAGAACCUUCAAUAGUAGUAGCUACCCCAGGAUAUCAACCUUUGGAGGGGUUAGUGGAAAAGGAGAAGCCAGUUGGGAGAGUUUCAAGUUUGAAGUUCAGUCUUUGAUGGCUAAUAGGAUAUUCAGAGAAGAGCAAAUAUUAUUUGGAAUAAGAAAGGCUGCCAAAGAAGAUGUGGCUGACAUAUUAAGACGACUAGGAACAAAGGUUACAGUGAGUGAAGUUAUGUGGAAGCUGGAGAGUACAUAUGGAAAUGUUGAAACGAAGGAAACUAUUCUAAGAAAGUUUUACAAUUGUUCCCAGCAACCUGCAGAGUCCAUUGCAUCAUUUUCUUCUAAGCUUGAAGACUUGUACGAUAAGGCAGUUUCUUUGGGGGGUAUUAAGAAGGAUGACAAUAUAAUUAAAGGGGUCUUAUACCAAGGAUUGAAGAAGGAACUCAGGCAGCAGGCAGCUUACAAGUUUGAAACAGAACAUGAUUAUGACGCCUUUAAAAUCUAUCUAAGAAAGAUGGAGUCUGAAGAUAGAGAGGAGAAAAGAGAGACAACAAAGCCAGCCAACCCUGCGGUAAAUACAACAGCACCAGAAUUGACUGAGGUCCUGUCACAACUCAAAAGGUUGAAUGAAAGAAUCGAUAGAUUAGAAAGAGAGAAAGUAACAGGUCAGUCAGAGAACCAGUACACACCAUUUAUCAGCAGAGGUGCUCGGCGUGGACAACACGGUUAUGAUAGACAUUUCCGGCCAGAUCAGAGGGGUUUCAGAGGAACAACAAGAAGGGAACCAUCAAGGCCACUGUCAUCAACCACGUUUAUGCCCACCUGUUACCACUGCAAUCAACGUGGACACAUUGCUAGGGAGUGCCCAAAACUAGUUUGUGCUCCAGUCGCCGGGUCGGAGAGGAGCACACCAGAGACUAAGAAAGACCCUCAACUAGUUGGAGAUGUGAAUGAAGUCAACCUGAAUAUUAACAACAAUACAACCACAGCUCUUUUGGACACUGGAUCAUGCGUAAGUAUUAUAUCUGAAACAUUCUAUAAAGAACACUUAGCUGAUACUGAAUUAGAGCCACUGACAGAAAUGAUCAACAUAGAAUGCGCUGAUGGUCAACAACUUCCAUACUUAGGAUGUAUAGAAGCUACCAUUAGUAUUGAAAAUGGAUUGGAGAAAGCAACAUCAAAGCAAUGUCUCUUUUUGAUAUCACCAGAUACGAAAUACUCUGCAAGAACUCCAAUAAUUCUAGGAACAAACAUAUUGAAAACAUUACUACAAGACUGCAAAGAUAAUUUUGGUGAACAAUUUUUACAGAAGGCUAAUUUACAUACUCCAUGGUUUUUAAGCUUUAGAUGUUUAGUAAUAAGAGAGAAAGCACUUAGAAGAAACAAGAAUUGUCUGGCUAUACUGAGAUGUGCUACUGAACAGAAGAUUACCAUAGGACCAAAUCAAACCAAACAUAUACCAGUGACAGCUUAUAGAAAACUACCAUACAGUGAAUGUAAUGCAUUGAUAUCAGGGACAGGAGAUUCAUCACUUCCUGACUUCAUUGACAUCGGACCAGCUCUCGUGAAUUAUGACUUUAAGAAGAAUGAGUAUGUAGUGGAGUUAUCUAACGUCACCUAUAAUACAGUUACAAUAGCACCCAGAGCCAUCAUUGCAGAGCUACAGCCAGUUGACAUUGAAGAUGAUACAACAAGGAGACACCUGAAGGAAGAGGAAGAUUUGAAGAGAAGACAAGAGGCAUUGAUAGAAAGCUUGGACAUCGACAAAGACAACAUUUUAACACCUGAACAAAGAGAACAAUUAAAAACACUUCUUCAAAAACACAAGGAUUUAUUUUCAACUUCUGACACAGAUAUAGGAACGUGUACGAAAACCAAACAUAGAAUAAAUCUACAUGACGAAACGCCAUUUAAAAUGAGACAUCGCAGGAUACCACCUAACAUGGUUGAAGAGGUUAGAGCACAUCUGGAACAGUUACUUUCAUGCGGUAUAAUAACACCAUCCAAAUCUCCAUGGGCAUCACCAGUAGUUCUUGUUAGGAAGAAGAAUGGAACACUCAGAAUGUGUAUAGACUUUAGAAAUCUUAAUGCCAAGACUAUUAAAGACUCCUAUGCCCUUCCCAGAAUAGAAGACGUUUUUGAUUGUUUACAGGGGGCGAUGUAUUUUUCUACGUUGGAUAUGAAAUCAGGUUAUCAUCAAAUUGAAAUUGAGGAGGAGCAUAAGGAAAGAACAGCCUUUACAGUAGGAGCACUAGGGUUUUACCAUUUCCGAAAAAUGCCAUUCGGAUUGACAAAUGCCCCAGCAACAUUUCAAAGAAAUUCAGAGGAAAUGCUAGGAGAUUUGAAUAUGAAGAUCUGCGUUAUUUAUUUGGACGACCUUAUCAUCUUUAGUAAAACUUUUGAGGAACACCUACAUAACAUAAACACCAUUUUUGACAGAUUAAGGGAAUUUGGUUUGAAACUAGCUCCUGAAAAAUGUGAAUUCUUCAGAGAAAAGAUAGCUUUCCUAGGACACAUUGUGAGUAGUAAAGGAAUUGAAACUGACCCAAGUAAGAUAGACAAGAUCAGAAACUGGCCAUCACCAAGCACACCAGAAGAAUUGAGAAGUUUUUUGUCAUUUGCUGGAUAUUACAGAAGAUUUAUUCAAGACUUUAGCAAAAUUACGAGACCGUUGAAUGAUCUGUUACCACCAACCAAAGCAAAGAAGGGACAGAAGAAACCACUGAAGGAAUGGAAAUGGACAGACACUGAAGAAGAUAUAUUUACUAAUCUGAAAGAAUUUCUGUCUACACCUCCAGUUCUGGCAUAUCCAGAUUUCAACUUACCGUUUGAAGUACACACGGAUGCAUCAGGUAAGGGUUUAGGAGCUGUGCUAUAUCAACAACAUCACGACAACACCAAACACGUCAUAGCAUAUGCAAGCAGGUCACUCAGUAAAUCAGAAUCAAACUACGCAGCUUUCAAAUUAGAAUUUUUGGCAUUAAAAUGGGCAGUCACCGAAAAGUUUUCAGAUUACUUAACCAACACUCACUUUACAUUACUCACAGAUAACAAUCCACUCACUUACAUUCUCACUACAGCGAAAUUAGACGCAACAGGGCAAAGAUGGGCAUCAGAUUUGGGCAAUUACAACUUUGACAUCAUAUACAGGGCAGGCAGAAACAGCACAGAUGCAGAUGCACUCAGCAGAUAUCCUCACCACAAAAUCAUAGACCAACAACAACAUGAAAACAUCAAAAUAGACAACAGCACAGUGAAAACAAUUUGCAAGUACAUAACACCAGCACUCAUUGACACACUACCAGCAUUGUCACUCAACAUCAUAGAAGCUACAGAAACACCAAUGUCAGAAUCAGGUAAGGAGAAAACUCUGCACAGGAAUCAUCUGCGCCUGUUGGUUAAUCAGGAUGAAGCAGAAGAGUUCCGGGAUAAUCAGGAGACUACUUCAGGUAACAGCAUACCUGUAGACGUAGCAGAAGAAGAAGUAGAAGAAUUAUCAGACAAGAAGACCAUGGAUGCAUCCAAAGAAGUAGAAAAGAUGGAAGACGAUGAUGAGGAUGAGUCUGAUGCAGGAGAUCUUGUAUAUUUUUCAAGAGGUGGGGACGCCCAUAUCCUAGCUGACAACAUAGAUAUGUCUAGAGAAGAAUCAAGGACGGAAAACAUAGAUAUGUCUACAGAAGAAUCGAGGAUAGAAGACAGAGAUGAUAUUUCUAGUGAAGUUCCCGGAGAACAAAGAAACGAAGAUAGGGAAGAAUUAAUACAAGCAGAGGAUAGAGUAGAUGACGUUGUUGAAGAUGUUCCUGAAUCUACAGCAGGGAAUGAAGAAGAGAACAACGAAGAAGAGAUGCCUGAAAACGUACCUCAUCAAGUAGAUUUGUCGCAAGAAGCUGACAUUACUGAAGAACCAGACAUUACUGAAUACCCUAUACAAGAUCAAGAUAAUAAUAAUCAAGAAGAAAUUGAAGUCCCUAUAGAAAUGGAUGAAGCACAACCGAUAAGGACAGAGACAUCUACAUCGGAUACUAGAGCUCCAACACCAAAACCAAGACAAUCUGUCAGAGAGAGACGACCUCCAGAUCGGUAUAAGGAUUACCAGAUGAAUGCUUGUGUGGUACCAAGACCACAAGAUGCCAGGUUUGAGGCAUUAAAUAAAUUGAUUGCCUCAGGUGUUUUAAAUCAAUUAGACAGUAAGACAGCUGGACGUAUGGUUUCUAGUAUUUUUCAAUGA